AUGAACGGCCUCCAGGAUAUCGAUGGGCUUUCCGAAUGCAUCGGUCGGGCCAUCCAGGACCAUCUUGCCAGAUUGAACAUCAAUAUCGCGUGGCCACAGCUCGACAACCUUGACCAUCCCAUCCUUCGCGUGGAGGCUUUCCUCGAAGAGGCCGAUGCGAACCAUGCAACAAGAGCGCAGUCCGAGAGGGUCGCGUCGAGAACCGUCGAUCUGGCGAGUAUGAGAACGCCGGCCCCCACACAAAGUCCAAUGCCGGUAGAUUCUAACGACUAUGAGGAGUCAUCGUCGAUGGACGAGUCUAAUCCCCGGGACGACCCGUACCCAUCGGAACAACACUCCCGCGAUACCCGUAGAAAAGGUACUGGCGGUCUGAGGGUGUCGCAGAACCAGUCCUCUUUCCAAGAAGAUUUGACCGAGCACCAACGCCAAAUGCAGGUGGAUAGCCGAAGCUUUCCCAAGCGGAAAAAGGUAGCGUCUGAUAAGUUUGUCUUCCAGCCUUCCACUCUAGACAAGCUUAUCAUCGGAAUUUGGGAGCAAUUCCAGGUAUCUCCCAAUGGAUCUUCCAUGGGUGUGGUUCGACAAACGCAAACGGAAGAGCCAUCAGCAGCCAUUACCACUUCGAACACGAAAUCCGAAUCCUUCAGUCAGAUGAAUGUUUUCUGUCGCAAGGUCACACAAGCGAGUCGUGUGUGCCGGUCAAUAGAAAUGAUUGUACAAGCUCGCUGGGUCGAGCUCUUUGAGGAGCAGGUACAAUAUCGGAGCCAAUCGAGGCCUGACCUGUCUACGACAAAGCACAGGAAAGCUGUGUUUAUGGAAGCGUGCCAGGACUUCGACUGGUCUGAAAAGGAAUUGCGCAACAAAAUGGCCAUCUGGCGUGGUUACAAGGAAGUAAAAGACGCAGCGGGUUGGGCUGCACUUGUCUUCGCUGGCAUGGGCAUUUAUCGAUUCUGUAAAUACCGAGUGGGCUUUGAUAAAGAUGCGAUGCGCCGGCUACGGAACCUGAGAAAACGUCUCGAAGUCGCAGCCGAUACCCUACAUCCCCACUGGCGCCAGUUGUUGUCGAUCGUGGGCGAAUCGCAAACCCUCGAAUACCCUGGACACCCGCACGAUUGGGUUGUUUUUGAGGACGGGUCGGAUCCCGUACCCUUGCGCCAAACAUAUCAGCUUCACGAUCCAUAUUUUGCUUUUGAACACAUCGACGAGUCAAUCAUUGAUGAAUCGGUCUGGGGAUGCGAAGACCCACGAUGGACGCCACAAUCGAACGCUGUCGCUAGACCAGGUGGAGUGUACAUCUGCGCUUUGUGCAACGAGCCACAAUCCGACAACCCACAGGACAACUCAUGUUUCUGUUUUCCAACCCUUUUUGGUUGUGUAAAGCGAAAGCCACCACCCGUUCAAAUUGUCAGGACGCCGGACGGCAGAAAUAAUGGCCUCGUAGCGUUGACGUCGUUCGAUCGGGGAACGGCCGUCGGCGAGCUCGUUGGAUUGAUAACAAACGGAGUCAGACAUCUUGACGUGUUGGACAGUUCAACACCCUUGGCUAAUUAUCAGAUCUGGCAAGGCAGAGCAGGAAAUUUCACGCGCUUCAUCAACCAUAGCUGUAAGCCGAACUCGCAAUCCUCCACUUUUACCUGGCUGGACACACAAAGGGUGGUAUUGGUCAGUAAGGGGAUAGACGCAGGAAAGGAGAUUACAUUAGAUUAUGGGGACAAGUAUUGGGCUGGGUUAGAUAAGAGCUGUCUUUGUGGGGAGAGUUGCUGUAGUGAUUCUGGUGCAUCCGACCAGGAAAUUCUCGAGGCACAAUCCGGAGCUAGGAAGAGAAGGAGACUGUCGCCGACCGAGGAUGUAAGCUCGGCUUCCGAAGCUGAAGUUGUCCAACCACUACCAGUCGCAGCCUCAUCAAUCUCGCGCAUCAAAGCAAAGCAGCAAAACGCGUCGGCAAACGAUGCCAAAUCCGCCGGAUCUGUUGGAACCACACCGAAAACCAAUCCUAAACUGGAUUUCGCGUCACUCAAUGUAGCGCCAUGGCUCGUCAAGUCGCUCGCAAGCAUGGAGAUCAAGCGCCCAACUGGCAUCCAAGCCUCCUGUAUUCCUGAGAUUCUCAAGGGGAAAGACUGUAUCGGUGGCUCAAGAACUGGUACAGGUAAAACUAUAGCAUUUUCGUUACCGAUUCUGCAGAAAUGGGCGGAGGAUCCUAGUGGUAUCUUCGCCGUUAUUGUCACACCGACCCGCGAGCUCGCGAUCCAGAUCUACGAGCAAGUGAAAGCAAUUUCAGCGCCACAAUCAAUGAAACCCAUUCUGAUUACCGGAGGCUCAGACCAGCGCUCCCAAGCCAUCGCUCUGGCCUCACGACCCCACGUCGUCAUUGCAACACCAGGCCGGCUAGCAGAGCACAUCCGCACCUCGGGCGAGGACACAAUCUGUGGUCUCCGUCGCGUGCGCUUUGUUGUCUUUGAUGAAGCCGAUCGUCUACUCGCUCCAGGCAAAGGCUCCAUGCUGCCCGAUCUCGAGACCUGUUUAUCCGCUCUACCUCCCAAGGAAACACGACAAACCCUUCUAUUUACUGCCACCGUGACACCCGAGGUCCUGGCACUCAAAUCCCAGCCCCGAGCUCCAGGCCGUCUUCCAAUCUUCGUUUCCGAGGUCGAUACCGAGGAUUUAGCAAUUCCACCAAGACUGCAGCAAAAGUACCUUCAAACGCCAGUUACGCACAAGGAAUGUUAUCUUCACGUCUUGUUGAACACACCAGAGAAUAGCAAAAAGAGUGUCAUUAUAUUCUGCAAUCGUACAAAGACAGCCACGCUCCUGGAGUACAUGCUGCGCCUCCUUGAUCACCGCGUCACAGCACUGCACUCUGGUCUCAAGCAAAACGAUCGUGCUGCUAGGAUACUCGUUGCUACUGAUGUUGCGGCCCGUGGUUUGGAUAUUCCAGAGGUGGCGCUUGUUAUCAACUUCGAUGUGCCCCGUGAUCCGGAUGAUUACAUCCAUCGUGUCGGUCGUACGGCGCGUGCUGGGAGGAGGGAUGUAGAGCUUGUACUGGCGAUUGAGUCGCGUGUGGGAAAGAAGAUGGAUGAGUUUGAGGAGGAGGGUGUUAGCGUUGAAGGCAGAGUCGUCCGAGAUGCGCUCAAGCCUGUAACUGAGAAGAAGCGCGAAGCUUUGUUGAGUAUAGAGGAGGGCAGAGAUGUAAUGGGCAAGCGACAGGUGGGCAUGAAGAAGAAGCGGGCGGAGUAG
Alternaria alternata is the source of this 3231-nucleotide messenger RNA. RefSeq names its product DEAD-domain-containing protein. The coding region runs from base 1 to 3231 and encodes 1076 amino acids. The transcript has 8 exons. Gene Ontology annotation, molecular function: RNA helicase activity; ATP binding; nucleic acid binding. NCBI's taxonomy places the organism in Eukaryota, Fungi, Ascomycota, Dothideomycetes, Pleosporales, Pleosporaceae. The record is from RefSeq and is a predicted model, not a curated record.